Molecule: messenger RNA, 891 nt
Organism: Carassius carassius (crucian carp)
Lineage: Eukaryota; Metazoa; Chordata; Actinopteri; Cypriniformes; Cyprinidae
Exons: 5
Coding region: 34-726 (230 amino acids)
Source: RefSeq, a predicted model, not a curated record
AAACUUACUGCAUAUGAGCAAAACAACCACAGAAUGAGGACAAUGCAGCUUUUACUCCUCUUUCCACUGGUGUGGUGUCAAACCAAAGAGAGUUUAAUUGUUAAACGGGUGAAUUUAGGAGAAAAUGUGACUUUAGACUGUCAGAUUGAUGUCAAAGAAAUGUAUUGGAUUUUCCAAAAACUGACAGAUUCUCCAGUACUGAUACUGCGGACUUUCACAUCAGAUUCUACAUCAUCUAAGAUACAAGAUGAAAAACUGAAAGACAAAUAUUCAUCACUUACUUUGAGCCGUUUAUUUAUUAGGAACAUAACUAUCAAUGAAAUAGGAAUAUAUUAUUGUGCAAAAACAGGCACGCCUCUACAGCUCAGCAACGGCACCCAUCUUUACACCACUGAAUCUGUGCAUGACCAAAAUAAAACAGAAUACAACAAUCAUAUUCAACAAUAUUGUGGAACAGAACCCAAUUUUCACAAGAUUUUGACCAUUGCAUCCUUCGUGUUGAACGCUGUGCUGAUUAUUGCACUAACAGGUCUGUUAAUACUCAAACUCAAGAAGCCAAGAAAAAGUCGAACUCAGAUUGUCAAACCAGUGUCGCUUGAGGACUUAACCUCUGCAGAGUAUUCCGAAAUCGAGCCGUCCACAAAUUACAGAGGAGAAAAUCCCAUUCAGAUAAACAGCACUUAUGAACUUCUUCAGAAUCCAAAGCCACAUCCUACACAAUCAUGAGCAGAGAUCAGCACAUCUUGCUGUCAACAAACUGUUAAUGUGUUGGUUUAACACCUUCUGUGAGCCUACACCUUUUCCUUCGGUUUCCAUUACUGUUUGAAUGAAACCAUGUUACUUACUUAUAAAACACAUCAUUUUGUUGUGUGCUGCUACCAAGUACUUUAU